AGACUGUUGUAUAUAACACUUUGUUUGCUCCUCCCAUCAUUGUCCAACGUGAAGGAAGCUGAGAGACUGUGAGGGUAUUACAAAGAAGUCAACUAGUAAUUGUUACCGUAAUGUCUGCUUCCCGGUUCGGUAGUAACGAGCUGAAUGGUAUGCCCGUACCGAAGGGAGGGGCUGCAGCUUCUCAACACAGCCAGAACGGACCAGCACCGAAUAAAAUGCAGCUGGCAUCGGGCUUUGGGCCUUCACAGAAUUUUACUGUUCAUCCAAUACGUCACUCUCAGGCACCCUACAGUGGAGCUCCUCCAUCCAAGAAUCAGUACGGUACAAAUUACUACCAAGGUGGUUUGCAAAUGACAGCUGGAGACAUCAGACAACCCCAACCCAAUGUAGGGCCUACUUCCAUGGGUCUUUAUCAAGGUCCUCCCCAGGCAUAUGUCAGGACACCUCUACAACCAGAGCCCAUGGCCACAUAUUUAGGUUCUAACCCAGGAACUGUCGGUGUGCAUCCUUUGUAUCAGACUGGUACUUCUCUACCAUCCAGUUAUCAGCCAGUUGGUGGAAGUUAUGGCAGCAAUACCUCCUACUAUGCUACUACACCUGGAUCUGUUCAAGGAUUGCCUUCUCAACCUGGGCAGUAUGUACCAUCUGCUAGUUUGGGGGAUACCCACCCUGUUCCCCUUUCGUCUGUUCCUGUCAGCCAGUAUGGACAGAUGUUUUCCUCUCCUGCACAAUCUGCUGCAGGGCAGCUUCCCACAGGCAUGUUGCCCACAGCAGUUCCUUCUGUAACUCAGUCACUGCGGCCUCAACAAGGACCUUUGGCGUAUCACUCAGGUUCUCAGUCCGUUUCAGCUGCUGUGUCUUCAACUCCAGUCAGCAUAAACAGCAGUAUUAGUGCUUCAGUAGCCACCGUAACUAACCAAGGAUAUACAGCUGCUUCAGUCACAGGCCUUAUGAAUCAGAAUAUUCAGUUCACCAAACCUAAUGUGGGACCACCACCUAGCCUUCCUACAAGCGCUGUAGUACCAGGGCCACCUUCAACUAAUUCCGUCUCUGCUACCACAUAUCUUUCUUCUGCAGCUGGAAUGCAGUAUGGAUGUGUUGCUAAUAAUGGAACUAGCUGUGCACCAACUCCCUUGUCAUCAAGUUCAGAUGAUGAGGACGAGGAGGAGGAAGAAGCAGGCAUUGACAGUUCUUCAACAAGUAGUGCUUCUCCUGUACCGAAUAGCUAUGAUGCUCUAGAAGGAGGGGGUUACACAGAGCAACCUCCAGUGUCCUCAUCAGCAAUUACACCCCCAGCUUCUCAAACAUCAAAUAUGGCAAAACCUUUUGGAUAUGGCUAUCCUGCUUUGCAGCCAGGUUACCAAAAUACACCAUCACCGCAAGCUCACUCUAAUUUGCUGUCUAGUAAUGUUGGUCCUUCUGGGUUUCAGCAGUCCAUACAGCCUUAUUCUAACACUGAUCAAUUGUCGGCAUCAUUAGGAGGAUUAAGCCUACAUCAGUCUCAGCAGCCAGAAGGCCUGCGUCCAGUCAACCUAAUACAGGACAGGAAUAUUCUGCCUCAUGCGCCAGUCAUUCCUGUUGUACCUAACUUGAAUCCUCAAAUGAAGAAAUUGAAUUGCAAUCCAGAUUUGUUCCGAUGUACUUUGACAAAUAUUCCUCAGACGCAAGGGUUGCUAAAUAAAGCCAAGCUUCCUUUAGGUUUGCUACUUCAUCCAUUCAGAGACUUAACGCAGCUGCCAGUUAUCACAUCUAGCACUAUUGUGAGGUGUCGUUCCUGCAGGACGUACAUUAACCCGUUUGUGUCAUUCCUUGAUCAGAAAAGAUGGAAGUGUAAUAUUUGCUACAGAGUAAAUGACGUUCCCGAAGAGUUCAUGUAUAACCCUUUGACACGAUCAUAUGGGGAACCUCAUAAGAGACCAGAGGUUCAAAAUGCAACUGUGGAGUUUAUUGCAUCUUCAGAUUAUAUGCUGCGUCCUCCUCAGCCUGCUGUUUACUUGUUCAUUCUAGAUGUUUCACACAAUGCAGUGGAAUCUGGUUAUUUGAAUACUUUCUCUCAGUCCUUGCUGGAGACGUUAGAUAAACUGCCUGGGGACUCGAGAACAAAAAUAGGUUUUGUAACUUUUGAUAGUACGGUUCAUUUCUAUAACUUGCAAGAAGGUUUGUCCCAACCUCAGAUGCUAAUUGUUUCUGAUAUUGAUGACGUGUUCCUGCCGACUCCUGAUAGUUUACUUGUCAAUUUACACGAAAGUAGAGAGCUGAUAACAGAUUUAUUGAAAGCUUUACCAAAUAUGUUCUGCAGUACACGGGAAACUCACAGUGCCCUAGGCCCUGCCCUUCAGGCUUCAUUUAAGCUGCUUUCUCCAACGGGUGGUCGAAUGUCGGUAUUCCAGACACAGCUACCAUCUCUGGGUGCAGGUUUGCUGCAUUCCAGGGAGGAUCCUAACCAAAGAUCAAGCACAAAGGGCAUACAGCAUCUUGGACCAGCCACAGACUUUUACAAGAAAUUGGCCUUAGACUGCUCAGGACAACAGAUAGCAGUGGAUCUUUUCUUGUUAAGUUCCCAGUAUUCUGACUUAGCAUCAAUAGCUUGUAUAUCAAAGUAUUCCGCUGGCUGCAUCUACUAUUAUCCAUCUUUCCAUCAUAUUCAUAAUGUAUCACAGACAGAAAGGUUACAGAAGGACCUAAAACGUUACCUCACCAGAAAGAUUGGUUUUGAGGCUGUCAUGAGAAUACGAUGCACAAGAGGUCUUUCAAUACACACAUUUCAUGGGAACUUUUUUGUACGUUCAACUGACUUGCUGGCCCUUGCCAAUAUCAAUCCUGAUUCUGGGUAUGCAGUACAGAUGUCAGUUGAUGAGAGUUUAGCAGACACAUCUCUGGCUUGCUUUCAAGCAGCCCUUUUAUAUACUUCAAGCAAAGGUGAACGUAGGAUUCGAGUGCAUACUUUGUGUUUGCCUGUUGUGCACUCGCUCGCUGAUGUGUAUGCAGGAGCAGAUGUUCAAGCAAUUACAUGUCUUCUAGCAAGCAUGGGUGUUGAUCGGUCUGUUACAGCAAGUCUUUCAGAUGCUAGAGAUGCUUUGGUGAAUGCUGCAAUCGAUUCUUUAUCAGCUUAUCGUUCAACUGUAUCAAAUCUGCAGCAGUCUGCAUUGAUAGCACCCCAUUCCCUCCGACUGUUCCCUCUGUAUAUUUUGGCACUGCUUAAACAGAAAGCAUUUCGAACUGGUACAAGCACUCGUCUAGAUGAACGUGUGUUUGACAUGUGUGAAAUGAAAUGUCAGCCAGUUGCUCAUCUAAUGCGCUUGAUUCAUCCCAGUCUGUACAGAAUCGACAGACUUUCUGAUGAGGCUUCUAUCCAUGUAAAUGACAAAGUUGUGCCACAGCCACCUCUACAGCAGCUUUCUUCAGAGAAGUUAACAAGAGACGGGGCGUUUCUAAUGGACUGUGGUGUGGUAUUGUAUUUGUGGGUUGGAAAAAACUGCAAGGAAGCCUUCAUAAGUGAGGUGCUUGGCUAUCCUAACUAUGCUGCCUUACCCAUGAAACUGACGCAGCUUCCAGAAUUAGAUAACCCACUAUCUGAAAAAACAAGAGCUUUUGUGUCCUGGCUUAGAGAAAACAGAUGUCUAUAUCCAGUUCUUCAUGUUAUCAAGGAUGAAGCUCCUGCAAAAACAGAAUUCUUCCAACAUUUGAUAGAAGACCGGAUGGACUCAGGACUUUCAUACUAUGAGUUUCUUCUCCAUAUCCAACAGCAAAUCACCAAGUGAAUGAGUAACAUGUCAUGGUGUGCUUGGGUUACUCAGCUCUCAUCAGCAGUCCAUUAGUAAGGGCUGCAGAAGAAAGUCUGUCGAACAUGGAAUUAAAGUGGAUAUUUAAGAUUGAAGAGUCUUGCAGCUAAAAGGAGACGAGUGUGUUCAGAUACAACUUUCAAAGAGAAUAUUGAGAUGAGUUAGUGUGCAGCACAGGGAUGGAUGCAAGAGUGCUGUUAACACUGAUUGUAAUGGACAUCCGUUUAUUCCAUUCCCGAUUAUAGUUCUGGAGAUGACACUAUGCCCUCUUGCUGUAAUUUUUCAGAUUCAUUGCUUUUCUUAACAUAUUUCUUAAUGAAAUGGAAAAAAUUAGCAGUAAAACAUUUUUGUACUUGUUGGCUGCCAACAGAAUUAGAAUAUAAUAAAAAUUCUGGACAAAUCAGUCCGCAUCACUGCAAGAAUUCUUGCACGCUUACUGAACUCUAAUGAUGCUAAGCAAGGGCGGAGGUAAAAAGUGUUUAUAUCUAUAUAUAUAUAUAAAUAUAUAUAAAAUACAUAUAUUAUUUUUAAUAAGUGCAUAAAAUGCUGAGAAAAAUCCACUGAUUACUACACUGUUGAGACAUUUAUAGAGAUCGCCUGUUGUACAUAGCAAAAUAGACUUUGUAAUAAAAAUGUUAAAAAGUG
Protopterus annectens (West African lungfish) is the source of this 4427-nucleotide messenger RNA. RefSeq names its product protein transport protein Sec24B-like. The transcript has 24 exons. Gene Ontology annotation, cellular component: COPII vesicle coat; endoplasmic reticulum exit site. The record is from RefSeq and is a predicted model, not a curated record. NCBI's taxonomy places the organism in Eukaryota, Metazoa, Chordata, Ceratodontiformes, Protopteridae. The coding region runs from base 111 to 3761 and encodes 1216 amino acids. Gene Ontology annotation, biological process: COPII-coated vesicle cargo loading; endoplasmic reticulum to Golgi vesicle-mediated transport; intracellular protein transport. Gene Ontology annotation, molecular function: zinc ion binding; SNARE binding.